This is a messenger RNA of Cornus florida, 1079 nucleotides long. Its product is annotated as stress-response A/B barrel domain-containing protein UP3. The coding region runs from base 108 to 914 and encodes 268 amino acids. The record is from RefSeq and is a predicted model, not a curated record. NCBI's taxonomy places the organism in Eukaryota, Viridiplantae, Streptophyta, Magnoliopsida, Cornales, Cornaceae. The transcript has a single exon.
CCGGGUACGAGCUUGAAAUCACUCUAACCGUCCGGUCCAUCACAGCAGCGAGUAAACCAACCCAUCACUAUCAACUAAGCAUCAUCGGAAGAGAAGCAGAGCAAAAGAUGGUGUGUCUUACUCCGAGAGCAGUCGCACACUUCUUAUCUGCACCUUCUCCACUCACCUCCUCCUCCUCCUCCUCACGCCUCAGACCUCUUCUCCAACAUUUCAAACCCUACAACACGAUCCGAUCACCACCGUCCAUCAAAAUGUCAACCCAAAUCAUCGAACACAUCGUCCUCUUCAAAGUCAAACCCGACACUGACCCCUCCAAAGUCACCGCCAUGGUCAACGGCCUCAACGCCCUCAGUUCCCUCCCUCAAGUCCUCCACCUCACCACUGGACCGCUCCUCCGCAACCGCUCCUCCGCCUUCACCUUCACUCACAUGCUGCACAGCCGAUACAAUUCCAAAGACGACCUCAACGCCUAUACGGCACAUCCCAGCCACUUGGCCGUCGUCGGCGAAUCGGUCAGGCCGAUCUGUGAAGACAUCAUGGCCGUCGAUUGGGUCGUUGACGAUCUCUCCAGUCCGUUGGUCCCACGGUCCGGUUCGGCCAUGAGAGUCACGUUCUUGAAAUUGAAGGAGUGUUUGGAGGAGAAAGAGAAAGGGGAGAUUUUGGGAGUGAUUGGAGGGAUUAAGGAGCGUUUCGGAUCGAUUGAUCAGCUCAGUUUGGGGGAGAAUUUCUCUCCGGCGAGGGCAAAAGGGUUUUCGAUCGCCUCCAUCGCUUUGUUUCCUGGAUUGAGUGAAUUGGAGGCGUUGGAUUCGAAUGUGGAGUUGGUGAAUGCGGAGAAAGAGAAGGUUAGGGAUCUGCUGGAGAGCGUGAUUGUCCUCGAUUACGUGAUUCCGGCGCCCCAAUCUGCUAGCCUCUGAUGGUUUUGACGAUUCCGAGGUUAUAUUUUCUGUUGCUCAACUUUGUUAUGAACGAAUUUUAAUUGCUUCUUUUUUUUUUUUUAAUUUUUUUUUUCCCCUGUUAUGAACAAUGUUGGAACCUUGUGUGUUGGAUAGCUUCAAUGCACUUAUGUUUAUGUUUGUCAA